Dalotia coriaria is the source of this 1980-nucleotide messenger RNA. RefSeq lists its product as uncharacterized. NCBI's taxonomy places the organism in Eukaryota, Metazoa, Arthropoda, Insecta, Coleoptera, Staphylinidae. The transcript has a single exon. The coding region runs from base 1 to 1980 and encodes 659 amino acids. The record is from RefSeq and is a predicted model, not a curated record. Gene Ontology annotation, molecular function: DNA helicase activity. Gene Ontology annotation, biological process: telomere maintenance; DNA repair.
AUGUUAACAAACCAAUACUUGGUAGAUCAAUAUGCGAAAAUUGAAUCUGAGAGAUUGGCCUACAUUCGUAAUAAUCAAACUAAAUUGAGAGCUGAAAAUUACGUUCAUCUUCAAGAUGCUUUACAGGCGAUUGAACACCGCAACGGCAUUGGGCAGUUGGUUAUACUACCUUCAUCAUUCACAGGUGGACCUCGAUAUUUACACGAAAAAUCGCAAGACGCUAUGACUUACGUAAGAAAUUACGGCAAACCUGAUUUAUUUAAAACUGCAACAUGUAACCCAAAUUGGCCGGAAAUCAAAGAAAAUAUUUACACCAAUUUAACUCCACAAGACAGGUACGAUAUAGUUAACAGAGUUUUCCAUUUAAAAGUAAAGAAACUCCUGCACCUCAUUAACAAGUCUCAUAUAUUCGGUCCGCCGCGCUGUCAUAUGUACACAAUAGAAUGGCAGAAACGUGGCUUGCCACAUGUACACCUGUUGGUGUGGUUAGUGAACAAAAUUAGACCAAACCAAUUUGACAGGGUUAUUUCAGCUGAAUUACCGGAUAAAGAUGAAGAUCCUAUCCUGUACGAAAUCGUAAAGAAACAUAUGGUACACGGCCCUUGCGGGACUUUAAAUCCGAAUUCUCCAUGUAUGCGAGAUUCUAAAUGCAGCAAAAAAUUUCCGAAGUCGUUCCAAACUCAAACAAGUACUAGCGAUGACGGAUAUCCCAAAUAUCGUCGACGAUCGCCAGAAGAGGGUGGGCAAAAUGCUACCGUCCGAAACCAUGAUAUUGAUAACCGAUGGAUUGUUCCCUAUAAUCCGCUCCUUUUGAAAAUUUUUGAUGCCCACAUCAACGUAGAGUUGUGCAAUUCAGUAAAGUCAAUUCAAUAUAUUACUAAGUACAUUAAUAAAGGCAGUGAUCAAGCCACUUUCAGCAUACAAUCACCAAAUGAAGGGGAAAAAUAUCAGUCUGGACGUUACAUCUGCAGCUCUGAAGCUGUAUGGAGGGUUUUAUCAUUCGAAGUGCACGACCGGGCUCCCACAAUUGUCCACCUUGCAGUUCAUUUAGAAAAUGGACAAAGAGUAUAUUUCACAGAGAACAAUAUACAAGAAGUUGUUAAUAACCCGCGGGAUACAACAUUGACGGCAUUCUUCAAGUUAUGUGCUCAAGAUGACUUCGCCAAAACACUGACAUAUGACAGAGUUCCAGGUUACUAUACAUGGAACCAGAGUUCUAAAACUUUUCAACGGCGAAAACAAGGUACUGCGGUUGAUGGUUUCCCCGGAGUAAAAAAAACGGAUGCUCUUGGCAGAGUCUACGUGGUUCAUCCCAACAACAGCGAAUGCUUUUAUCUGAGAAUGUUACUGCAUAUUGUAAAAGGACCGACAUCCUUUGCACACCUAAGAACUGUACAAGGUGUUGUUUAUAAUACUUAUCAAGCAGCAUGCAAAGCUAUGGGGCUCUUGGAAGACGAUUCUCACUGGGAAAACACAUUAUCAGAAGCAGCUGUUUGUAGUUCAGCUACAUCAUUAAGAUAUUUAUUUGCCGUCAUAGUAGUGUUUUGUCAAGUAACUGAUUCUGUUAAUCUAUGGAAUAAAUUUCUAGAAAAUAUGGCCAGUGAUAUUCUGAUUCGACGACGGCGAGAGUUAAACUCAGAUGAUGUACAAUAUGAUCAAAACAUAUUUGACGAAGCAUUAUUGGAAUUGAACAAAGUAGUGCAAUUACUUUCGGGUAAAUCGAUCAAGGAUUUUGGGCUGCCGAUGCCAGCUAAUACUACUAACUCAGAUUUAACUAACAGUGCCGAAUACACAAGAGAAACAUCAUACGAUCAAACGAGACUUUUACAAAAUAUAGCUCAAGAUGAGCCACGAUUAAACAUCGAUCAGAAAAAAGUAUUCGCUGCAUUACUAUCAACAAUUGAUAACAAUGAAGGGAAAUUGUUUUUCCUUGAUGCCCCAGGAGGUACAGGAAAAACAUUUUUAAUCAAUCUGCUUUAA